AUGGAUACAUUUCUGUUUCAUUAUAAUAUUCUCAAUUAUAAUUGUUUUAACUUUUGUUGUAUUUCGUUCAUUUUCAUAAUCUCUUUCACUCUCUUAAUUUUCCUCUUUUUCUUCUACCACUCAUUCCAUAUAUAUCUUACUUCUUGUCAUUCCUUAUUUCAACUCUUUUCCUUUCGUUUUAUUUCUCUAUAUUUUUAUUUACUUUCUCUCUACUUAAUUUGCUUCGUUUUUCAUCUUCUUUUUUUCUCUUGCUUUUGCCUGGGUGUCUUAUUAAUUUACCUCUUUAUUUUAACGUCUGCUUCUUUUUCCUCCCUUAUUUUCUCCUUUUCAUCACUGUUUCUUUCUUUCUCAUCUGUUUUCUUUCUAAAUUUUGACUUCUUCUUUUUUCGUUCUUUUAUCUCUCGCUUUAUUCCUUUUUUCUUUCAUUAUCAUUCAUUCAUUUUCUUCAUCUUUCUACUGAACGUUCCUUCCGCCUUUCUCUCUUUUUGUAUUUCUCUUUUCUCUCUUUUAUUUUAUAUGCCUGUCAAUCUUCAAAAACAAUUAUUCGGCCUUUUAUCUAGCAGACGUAUGCACGUAUGCACUUAG
Molecule: messenger RNA, 585 nt
Organism: Acanthosepion pharaonis
Lineage: Eukaryota; Metazoa; Mollusca; Cephalopoda; Sepiida; Sepiidae
Source: the annotation of a GenBank genome assembly